Rattus rattus (black rat) is the source of this 417-nucleotide messenger RNA. RefSeq names its product diadenylate cyclase-like. NCBI's taxonomy places the organism in Eukaryota, Metazoa, Chordata, Mammalia, Rodentia, Muridae. Bases 1 to 417 code for a protein of 138 amino acids. The transcript has a single exon. Gene Ontology annotation, molecular function: adenylate cyclase activity. The record is from RefSeq and is a predicted model, not a curated record.
AUGUCCAAGCACAAGGUGGGGGCUUUAAUAGUGGUGGAGAAGGAGAUGAGUCUGGACAACUAUAUAUCCCUGGGAUAUAACCUCCAGGCAAAACUCACUGCCGAAUUACUGAUAGCAAUCUUCUCCAACAAACACUCCUCUCUUCAUGAUGGGGGGAUUGUAGUUAGGAAACUGGACAUAGUCUCUCUCUCCAGCUACUUCCCCAUCACCCAAACAAAACUAACCACCAACCUGGGUGCCAGACACAGGGCGGCAGCAGGAUUAACCGAGAGUACGGAUUCCGUAGCUUUUGUGGUGUCCGAGACCAACGGCCAUAUCUCAUAUAGCGUGCAGGGAAAAAUCAUAGAAAUGGAUCACGAAAAUCAGGAAAGCCUUAUGGACAAGAUUUUCGAACUACUGCAUUUUUACAUAGAUUAA